This is a messenger RNA of Vicia faba (fava bean), 522 nucleotides long. Lineage: Eukaryota; Viridiplantae; Streptophyta; Magnoliopsida; Fabales; Fabaceae. The record is from the annotation of a GenBank genome assembly.
AUGAUAUUCCUCGCGUUUCCAUUUCGACCCAUUUUCGACCCAUUUUCCACGACCGUCGCCGCUGCCAUUAUCGACCCAUUUUCCACGACGCUGCCAACACCACUUCCGCGACGCCCGAUUUCGCUCCGUUCCUCACCGUCGCCGCCCGAUUCCGCUCCGUUCCUCACCGUCGCCGCCCGAUUCGCUCCGUUCCUCGCCGUUUCAACGGCUCACCGUCGCCGCCCGAUUCCUCCCGAUUCCGUCGCUGUUUCAACUGCUUCCUCGUCGCCGUUUCAACUGUUUCCACCGUCUUCUGCAAAUCAUUCUGGGACUAAAAAGCGGGCAUUUGGAAAUGAUGUGACAAACAUUAGCUUCAUGAUGAAUAAUAUCGAUUUGUUCAUGGGCGGAGACAUGGAAAAUGAUAGCGGGCUUGGUCCUGAAGACAAAAAGCAGACUUCAUAUCAAUUUGGUCUUUUGCUCCGGCAUGAUUGGAAGAGUCAAGCAACUGAACAUUCCCUUCCGUAUAAUAAUCAAGACAAUUAA